AUGGUGGGGUACCAGGUUAUGUUGACAAGGCUUCUAAGUCUAUGGAAGCCUUCAGGCCGUAUGGAUUGCGUUGAUUUUGGCGAGAGAUUUUUUCUUAUUAGAUUGUCGGCCAAAGAGGAUUAUGGUAGAGCUCUUAAAGACGGUCCAUGGUUUGUGAGCAGUCACUAUUUAUCCUUGCGAAAUUGGAAGGCUAAUUUUAAUCCUGCUAAGGCGAACGUAGCAAUGAUUGCAGCUUGGGUUCACCUACCAAAUUUGCCAAUAGAGUACUAUGAGCCAUCUGUUUUGCGGGAUUUUGGUAAAGCCAUAGGUCCGGUCUUGCGAAUCGAUAUGCAUAUAGCUACUAAAACAAGGGGCAGGUUUGCAAGAUUAUGCAUUCAAAUCAGUUAUGAUAGGCCUUUGAUCAAGCUCAUCAAAGUAGGGGGUAUAUCCCAACCUGUUCAAUACGAAGGGCUUAGCUCUCUUUGUGUCUCGUGUGGGCGUGUUGGUCACAGGGAGGAAAAUUGUCCUUACGGAGUAAGAACUUCAGAGUUGCCUGGUGGGGAUGAUGCCAAUGGGGAAAUUUUGGAGGGAAAAGAGGCCACGCCUCCUGACAAGAAGGCAGAUAGAAGUGAUCACGUGACCCAUACAACUUUCAAGGGUCCUUUAGCAGAUCGCACUCUCCCUUUCAAUGGUGCGAAUCAGUCUAGACUGACACAACACAAUGCGCCAAGCAAAGGUCCUUCUCGAGGGCAAAAAAGUAAACAAAAAGCCCGGGUUUCUGCUGGGGCUAGGGAUGGAUUGAUGAGCUCGUCUGACAAAGAGAAGGGUAUCUUAAGAGCUGACCAGACUAGCGGUAAGUUCAGGAUGCCGACGAAGGAAUGGCGAAUUUCCGAUCAAGCUCCACAAGAAUUUCAUGCGUUCACUACUGAGGGCUCAAAAAAUCCAAUCAAAUCUUCUAGGGUUGAAAAAGGGGCUCAUUUUGACAAGGUAGAGAUGUCGUCUUCACCAACAAAUAGUUCGGUGCAAGCCUUUAAGCUUCAUAAUCAAGCCCGAAGUGGGGAUCUGGCUAGUGCGCAUUCUAACGCUGCUGUGAAUAUCUCAAGGGCUUCUUUGAAAAGAAUAGAUCCAACUUUGAGAGCUAAAGCGGAUGUCAAGCAGAACAAUGAAGAUGAUGAGUCUCUUCAUUCUGAUGAUAGUGAAGAUCAAGUGCAAGCUGACAGUAGGAAUGGCCAUGGUGGUGAUGAUAGGCGUUAUGAUGAGGGAAGUGUUUCACACCUUCUCUGA
Quercus lobata is the source of this 1263-nucleotide messenger RNA. RefSeq lists its product as uncharacterized. NCBI's taxonomy places the organism in Eukaryota, Viridiplantae, Streptophyta, Magnoliopsida, Fagales, Fagaceae. The coding region runs from base 1 to 1263 and encodes 420 amino acids. Gene Ontology annotation, molecular function: nucleic acid binding; zinc ion binding. The transcript is spliced from 2 exons. The record is from RefSeq and is a predicted model, not a curated record.